GCCAGAUUCUGAGAGUGACUUCAAGAAACAACUUAAAACACAGCAUUUUACUCUCUUAAAUUAAAUUAUCAUUGUUUAGAAGAAUGAAAGAUAGGGGAAGGGGGGGUGAAAUGGAGGGAAAAGUUCAGUCACUCCUACUGAAAGAAAGUUGUCACCAGAGAGAAAGAGGAAGGAGGGAUGUGGAGGAAGAAAAGAGAUAAAUCAGUUGUAUGACGGAGAGCUUCAGACAGAAAGCUGACAGAGCUCAGCAGCUUCUCGUCUCCUCCUUUUUCUGAGAAUGAAAACCCUUGAAGAAGAUGAACUCUGCUUUCCACAACUCCUCAACUCCUCCUGCAGGAAGACCAUGCGUCCUCACUCUGUAUCCAUGCUCACUUACAUUUUACUGUCCUCCAUCUCUCUGCUCACUGUGACUCUCAACCUGCUGGUCAUCAUCUCCAUCUCUCACUUCAAGCAGCUCCAGACCCCCACCAACCUCCUCCUCCUCUCUCUGGCUGUCUCAGAUUUCUUUGUGGGCCUCCUCGUGUGCUUUCAAAUUGUGCUCAUUGAUGGCUGCUGGUUCCUCGGUGACCUCAUGUGUAUUCUGUAUUAUGUUAUAGAUUAUAUUAUUACCUCUGCUUCUGUAGGAACCAUGGUGCUGAUAUCUGUUGACCGCUAUGUGGCUAUUUGUGAUCCCCUACAUUAUCCCACCAAAGUCACACAAAAAACAGUUACGAUGUGUGUUUGUCUGUGUUGGAUAUUUUCUGUUUUCUUUAACACUCUGAUGAUGAAGGAUAACUUUGAACAACCAGGCAGGUAUAAUUCCUGCUCUGGAGAGUGUGUUGUUGUCAUUAACUACAUUGCUGUACUUGCAGAUCUUUUUUUUACCUUUAUUGGUCCUGUCACUGUCAUCAUAGUUCUGUAUAUGAGAGUAUUUGUGGUGGCUGUGACUCAGGCUCGUGCCAUGCGGUCUCAUAUUGCAGCUAUCACUCUCCAGUGUUCAGUGAGAGUAACUGCUAACAAAUCUGAAAUGAAAGCAGCCAGGACUCUUGGUGUUGUUAUUGUCGUGUUCCUGAUAUGCGUCUGUCCAUAUUAUUGUGUCACACUUACAGGCCAGGACACCUUGCUCAAUGUCUCAUCUGCUGCCUUUGUAAUAUAUUUGUUUUAUUUCAACUCGUGUCUUAACCCUGUGAUUUAUGCCUUUUUUUAUCCCUGGUUUAGAAGAUCUAUUAAACUCAUUGUUACACUUAAGAUACUGCAGCCUGGCUCCUGUGACGCCAACAUACUGUAGAGAGACGCUGCAUGUUGGCGGAAAUUAGACAGAAAAAUGUAUUUGACCAUGGUGGAGAGAAAUUGAAUAACCGGUGUAAAAGUCUGUGUACAGUGACCUUUGUAUGAUCACUUUUAUAUACAGAUAAUACUGUAUGUGUCUUGACAUUGAGUAUGUACAGUAUACUGUUUAAUUUUCAAUGCAAAGUGAAGCUACUUAUAAAACCACUUCUGCAACUCUUACUCUUACAUUGUGUCUGUCUGCCACAAAGUUCUGUCAUGAACUGACUUUUUAUCCAGUUUAUACCACAUUUUUUAUAAUACAAAUAUUAGUCCUUGGUUGUUUUUAACAUUAUCUUUUAACUGGUUGAAGGAUUCCAGUCAUCAGAUGUCUUGAUUUUUAAGUUUUACAGAGAAACAUGCUGAGCAAAUGUUUGUGACAACAAUUGUGAUGAGGAACUGUUUUUUUCAG
Molecule: messenger RNA, 1717 nt
Organism: Sebastes umbrosus (honeycomb rockfish)
Lineage: Eukaryota; Metazoa; Chordata; Actinopteri; Perciformes; Sebastidae
Product: trace amine-associated receptor 13c-like
Exons: 2
Coding region: 278-1267 (329 amino acids)
Biological process (GO): G protein-coupled receptor signaling pathway
Cellular component (GO): membrane
Molecular function (GO): trace-amine receptor activity
Source: RefSeq, a predicted model, not a curated record